Musca domestica (house fly) is the source of this 961-nucleotide messenger RNA. It is a transcript of the gene Arfrp1, whose product is annotated as ADP-ribosylation factor-related protein 1. Gene Ontology annotation, molecular function: GTPase activity; GTP binding. NCBI's taxonomy places the organism in Eukaryota, Metazoa, Arthropoda, Insecta, Diptera, Muscidae. The record is from RefSeq and is a predicted model, not a curated record. The coding region runs from base 128 to 655 and encodes 175 amino acids. Gene Ontology annotation, cellular component: Golgi apparatus. The transcript has 4 exons. Gene Ontology annotation, biological process: Golgi to plasma membrane protein transport; protein localization to organelle; intracellular protein transport.
UUGUUUAGUGAAUAGUUUCAAUGAACUGGUCGGGAACUGAGCGACACGACACUUGUUUUGAUGAUUUUUCGUUGUUUAAAUUAAAACAAUAAACAAUAAGGAAGGAUAACUGUUGCCUUUGGCUACAAUGUAUACACUGCUACAUGGUUUCUAUAAAUAUCUAACGCAAAAAGACGAAUAUUGUGUUGUUAUAUUGGGUCUGGACAAUGCUGGCAAAACGACAUAUUUGGAGGCGGCUAAAACAAAAUUCACAAAAAACUAUAAAGGAAUGAAUCCGGGCAAAAUUACCACAACAGUGGGUCUAAACAUUGGUACUAUUGAUGUGCAAGGUGUACGUUUAAAUUUCUGGGAUUUGGGAGGCCAACAUGAACUGCAGUCAUUAUGGGAUAAAUACUAUCAGGAAUCACAUGCCGUAAUUUAUGUAAUAGAUUCCAAUGAUCGAGAUCGUAUGGACGAGUCAAAAGUAAUUUUUGAUAAAAUGAUUAAAAAUGAUCUGUUAUCUGGUGUGCCGCUACUCAUCUUGGCAAAUAAACAAGAUUUACCUGAUGUUAUGGGUGUUAGAGAUAUCAAACCAGUGUUCCAGCAAGCCGGUGGCUUUAUAGGUCGUCGUGAUUGUCUGACAAUACCAGUAUCGGCAUUGACGGGGUGUAGAUGAAGGCAUUAAAUGGUUAGUAGAUGCCAUAAAGCGACACUCCAUUGUGCGACCCCCACGUGUUAAUGACUGAUCAUUGGGAAUGUUGCUAAGCGAAAGGCAAUUGGACAUAAGUGUAUUAGAAGAGAUCAUUUCCAAUUCUUUUCUUUCGAAAGAAUGCCUAAUUAUUUCUCUCAUAAGCUUUGUAAAUAAUUAUAAACUAAAUAUACAUAUACUAAUACUAUUUAUAACGUAUAUACAAAUAUAUAAAUUAUUAUAUUACUUAAAUGUAAGUUUAAUAAAAGUGAUUUCAGGGUUGACAAAACUACA